This is a messenger RNA of Leucoraja erinaceus (little skate), 1127 nucleotides long. It is a transcript of the gene slc66a3, whose product is annotated as solute carrier family 66 member 3. Bases 95 to 706 code for a protein of 203 amino acids. The transcript has 8 exons. Lineage: Eukaryota; Metazoa; Chordata; Chondrichthyes; Rajiformes; Rajidae. The record is from RefSeq and is a predicted model, not a curated record.
CACCUUCUUUAUUUCCAUAUUUUUUUUUUUAGGGGCGAAUAAAAAAGGGAAGGAGCUCGUCACCGGGCGGUUUUCGGCUUUUUCAGGUUCCGGGAUGGAGCUGGAGGCCGUGCUGAUGCUGGCCAACUCCUCCACUUUAUUAGUGUGCAUGGUGCUGAAGUUCCCGCAAAUUGUCACCGUGAUCGCUGCAAAGAAUGCGUGGGGACUGAGCGUCCGCAGCCUGGUGCUCGAGCUGGUCGGGUUUCUGGUGUUCCUGACUUACCAAACUUACUAUGAGUACCCACUGGCAACAUACUUGGAGUAUCCAAUCCUAAUUGCUCAAGAUGCUAUUUUAUUGAUGUGCAUUCUCUUUUACAAUGGAAACAUAGGGACAGCCUUACCCUAUGCAAUACUAUUUAUCAUUGGUUGGCGACUUUUAACAAUCCAUAGGUUAAUUAUAGACUUGGCUAUGAAUCUAUCUACAUAUAUCAGUGCAUUAAGUAAAUAUGCUCAACUUCAGUCCUUGUGGAAGGCCCAGAACUCUGAUCAAGUUAAUGCCUUGACAUGGAGCUUCGCAAUCUACACUACUUGCAUGCGAGUCUUUACUACACUGAUGACCACCCAAGACACUGCAGUGAUUAUACGCUAUGUGGUUAUGUGUUUGUUGAACAUAUGGGUUUUGAUGACAAUCAUCUACUACAGGAAGACUGGAAAGAAAGAAGAAUGAACAUGCUCAAUUGAAAGCAGAUCCAGGACUCUGAACAUUACCAGUCUGGCCUGUGGCAGCUCCAUUUUAAGUAACAAGAGUAAUAACUACCAGGGUUUCUUUGGAAGAGAUGCUGGAGCCAUAUCUGCAAUGUGUAACUUGUUAGGGAAGGGUGAUUAACAAACAGAAAACAUUUCAGGAACAAGUAAGUGAAUUCCAUUCUUAAUUGCAGAUGGAAAAACAGAAGUGUUAGAAGACAAAUUGGGACCAAAGCAUAACAGAAAGACAUUUAAAGUUAUUUUACUCCGAGCCUAUUUGCACUUAAAACAAAAUAAAUGCACAGAUGAUAUAAGGAAUAGUGCAAUGAUGGGAGAAGAUGUACAUGGUUUUACUUUUCACAAAUGUUAUUUUACAAUGUUACAUUAAAGUAUAACAAAACAGG